ACAUUUUUUUGGGUUAGUAGUGAGGUUUGGUACGGUACGUGAAAGCGGUGUGGAAGUAGUGAAUUCUAGUAAGCAGAUUUAUAAUUAAUGAAGUCGGUCAGCAUUUACCAUAUUACACGGCCCCUACAUUCCAGAAUACAGCCUUUUACGUACUUUUACCGUAAUGACUCCAUGAUUUCUCCUAGUUCAGUUUUACAACCGUUCUAUAUUGUGAAUUCAGCGCAAUAAUUUAAGAGAGUAUGUACUGAUGUAAACACAUUUUUAGCAAUAAACGUCCAGCGAUCGGAAAAUGUAAUCAUUACAAUAUGAACCGAUUGAAUGAUGAGGGGUUGGCAUCAUUACCUCUUUAUCGUCUGCCGCUUCGUUCAUAGAUGGCCUACACUUCGUAGUUCUAGGAAUGAGGUGUGGUAUGGUAUGUCAAAGCGGUUUGCGGUUACCAAAUCCUACAAAGCAAUUUAUGUCAUGUCUGCUAGUGUAUCAGAGUGAUUUCCCUUUUACAAAGAAAUGCAGCUGUAAAUGCACACAGAACAGCAUUGUGUAAAUAAUUUGCCUUCAAGUGAAAUGGCCAUGAGCGUGAUAUGCUGGUGUUGUCUAUCACAGGAAGCAAGAGCAAGGAAAAAAAUUAGUGACGAGAUUGAUAAAAUCUUACUGGAAGAGGAGAAAAAUAUGAAAAAAGAAUUUAAACUUCUUCUGUUAGGUGCAGGAGAAUCAGGAAAAUCGACAUUUAUAAAGCAGAUGAAGAUAAUUCAUGGUUCAGGUUUUCCUGAAGAUGAAAGAAGAAACCUCAUCCAGGUGGUUCACCAUAAUUUAUGUGUGGCCAUGCAAAUGUUGAUCAAGGAAAUGGAAAAAUUGCAGAUCCAAUUUGUUGACAUCUCCAAUGUUGAGAGAGCCAGGCUGUUUGUGGAAGAAGAGUUUAGUUACCUCACUGCACCAAGUUGUGGGCACAUAGAGGUCUGCAAGACUCUGUGGGCUGAUCCUGGCGUUAGAGAAUGUUUCAGACGAAAGCAAGAGUUCUACAUAACAGAAUCAGCUACGUACUAUCUUCCGAAGAUAGAUCUUGUGACAACCCCUGACUACCUUCCCACGGAGCAGGAUAUUUUGCAUGCGAGAGUACCUACUUCUGGUAUUAAUGAGUACAGUUUUAACUUGGAAAAGGUGUCUUUUAGAAUUGUAGAUGUGGGUGGGCAAAGAAGAGAAAGGAAAAAAUGGAUCCACUGCUUUGAAAAUGUGACGUCUAUAAUAUUUAUCACAGCCCUAAGUGAAUAUGAUCAGUGUUUGUUCGAAGAUGAAGGUGAGAAUCGUCUGGAGGAGAGCAUGGCGCUGUUUCAGGUGACCAUCAUGAGUCGGUGGUUCCAGCGAUCGUCAGUUAUGUUGUUCCUAAAUAAGAAAGACUUACUUCAAGAGAAGAUAAUGUAUUCUGACCUUGCUGUUCAUUUUCCAGAUUAUGAUGGUCCUCCACAGAAUGCAGUAGCGGCCCAAAAAUUUAUUCUAGGUAUGUUUCAUUCUCUGAAUCCAGAUAAGAAGAAAGUUAUAUAUGCUCACUACACUUGUGCCACAGACACGGAGAACAUGAGGUUUGUGUUCCUGGCAGUGAGAGAUUAUAUAUUACAAAUCAAUCUGGAAGACUAUAACCUGGCAUAGGGAGUUUUCUCAAAGUGUCUUAACAGGUUAUUAAGUGUGUCUGGGGCCAUUGUUUUGAUGGUAGCUGGCCAUCUGAUACACCAGAGAUCGUGUGCUAGAUUUUUUAUAGAACUGAAAUUACGUGACAUUCUGUAAUACUAGUUCUUUUCUUCCGUUUGUUUAAUAAUUGGGUUUCCUUGUCUGUAAUUAAGAAGUAAAGGAGUACCACAGCAUUUAACGCAAUGAAACACAAGUAACAUGAAAAUAAGGUUUCUUUUAUUGGUAAUUGUCAAAUUUAUCGUUAAGUGCAAACUGUAUUAAUAAUCAUAACAGGAAAUAUUACAUUGGGGACGUUUUUGUAAUGUGGUUAUGAAGUCUGCUCCAUAAGAUAAUGUUAUUCCAACCAUUACAUUGUGGCUGUGCUAAAAAUGCCAGGGGAUGUUUGCUGAAUGUGCAGCAAUACUGGGGAUAACGCGUAUCUCAGUUUGUAAGUCGUCUUCUUGAAACGUUCUUUGGGGUAUUAAAAAUACAUCUCUCUCCUUAAAGAGUUAUAAAAUGAUGAUAAAAUUAAAUACUACAUGUGUUAAUAUGUUUUUUAACUUUACGGUUCACAUUUGUAAAAGUAAUUCAAAUUAGAAACUGAAUACUUUGGUAUAAUUUUAAAUUUACUUCAAGUUGGUGUUUUUUCCAUUUAAGAUUUGUAUUAAUAUCUAGUCACACCAAGAAAGCAAUGUUUCCUAAGUUUUUUUGACUUUGGAGAAAUAAAUGUUUUAAGCCGUUCUACUUGUCACGUGGGCACAUAAACUAUAGGAAGUUCAUAAAAUUGUAGUCUCAAUACAAAACAAGCCAGACAAAUAGUAGCAAUAAAUGCUGAAAUUACAUGCUUUUGUCACCAGCUGACGAGGAGUGGUGUUUGUGCUCCUGGCACUUAGGUAUUGAUAAUUAAAUGUAGUGGUUAGUGCCCUUUAAAGAGUUGAGUAAUAAAAGUAUUUAUAAUUUUAGAA
Messenger RNA from Zootermopsis nevadensis, 2624 nucleotides. Its product is annotated as guanine nucleotide-binding protein G(q) subunit alpha. Gene Ontology annotation, cellular component: cytoplasm; heterotrimeric G-protein complex. The record is from RefSeq and is a predicted model, not a curated record. Lineage: Eukaryota; Metazoa; Arthropoda; Insecta; Blattodea; Termopsidae. Gene Ontology annotation, biological process: adenylate cyclase-modulating G protein-coupled receptor signaling pathway. Gene Ontology annotation, molecular function: G protein-coupled receptor binding; GTPase activity; G-protein beta/gamma-subunit complex binding.